Messenger RNA from Cladophialophora immunda, 2114 nucleotides. RefSeq lists its product as uncharacterized. The record is from RefSeq and is a predicted model, not a curated record. The coding region runs from base 82 to 894 and encodes 270 amino acids. The transcript has 2 exons. NCBI's taxonomy places the organism in Eukaryota, Fungi, Ascomycota, Eurotiomycetes, Chaetothyriales, Herpotrichiellaceae.
CCGGCAUCGAGGAAACACAACGAGGGAUAUGCGCGCUGCGACUUGCGUGGGAGUCGGUUUACAACUCAAUGCGCUAUCAAGAUGUCAGGACAGGACAAGCCCUUGUGUCUUCAUUUCAACCAAGACCAUGGCAAGGAGACCAUUGUCUUUUUACAUGCGCUGCUCGCAAGUUUUGUCGAAUACGCCAAUGUGAUCCAAGCCCUACCUGACCACCAUCUCAUGCUCGUCAAUUUACCUCGCCACUCGCAGUCUUCCAAAGUCCCGCUCUUCGAACUUGGUUCGGCCGCAAAAAUAGUCGCAGAGUUGAUCGAGAAGCAAGCUCAGGACGGUCGAGCCCACCUUGUAGGACUUUCCAUGGGAGGCUUUGUUGCUCUGGAAAUAGCCAAGUGUUGCCCUGAGCUGGUUAGUUCCGUGUUUGUUACCGGGGCUGUUCCUCUGGAUGGUUGGCGGAGGUGGCUAGCUGAACGGCCGUUGAUGCUCUACAUGGAGUAUGGUCUUGCUUCGUUCAUCCAAUACUGCCCCGAUUGGCUUUACUGGCAAGUCUGUUCUUGGCUGGGCCUUCAGCGCCAUGACGAGCUGCGCCAUGAAACAUGCAAGAAUUUCAAUCUCGACCUAUUGAGGCAAGGCUACGCUGCGAUACUGAGCUUUACUGUGGAAGACAUGAAGUCAAUAAGAGCCAGAACUCUGAUUGUCGCUGCGUCAGCACUGGACAACGUGGACACAACACAAAGCAUGGGAAGACUGCUCAAGGCCAAAAAUGUGGAGAGCAAAGCUGCAGUUGUUCGAGGCUUGGUUCAUGCUUGGAACUUGCGGUUCCCGGAGCUUUUUUCAAAGACCAUCAUGGCGUGGGUCGGAGGCUGCGACCUUCCCGAAGGUUUAGAAGAGCUGGUAUGACUCUUCAGGGGCCGGAGGUCUUGGUCUGGAUUUUCUACUUUCCCUGGUAGAAUCCACUCAUGGUCUUCCACCUUGCGGCUCUCCUCCGUCGAAAACUGACUCAAGAAACGGCUGUAACAGUUGGUGAAACUCAUUCGGCUUCGAAGAGAAGACCACGUGUCCUGCGUCGAUGAACUCUAGCUUUGCAUGAGGUAUGCACAGCCUGGUUGCCUCGGCAACUGCCUUGGAACAGACCGGAUCUCUGGUGCCCCAGAGAAGCAACACCGGAGCCUUGAUGCUCCCUGCUCGAGAUCGAAGAUCAUGCCCAGGAUCCAAAAAGCUGCGCCAGAGUGCGGCAGCAAUCGAUGCGCCUUCCUCGGUUCUUGCCCUGGCUGUCACUCUGCGGGUGAUUUCCUCGUCAUGGCUUGUCUGAGGGCUCAUAUACUUUCCCACAAGAUGCGGCGUCACCCAGCGUGAUAUAGUCGCAAAACCCAGCAGCCGAGCCACCAGCCGGGAGAAGGGAGUCCAGGUGGCGAAACCGCCCGUGUUGACAAGGACCAGUCCUCGAACUUUGUCUGGAUGAGUGAUGGCCAGUCUUGCCACAGCAAAUCCUCCAACUGAGUUGCCGACAAAGAUGGCUGGUUCCAGCUUCAAUCCCUCAACAAUGUCCUCUAGGAUAUCUGCAAACCCAACGGCGCCAAGAUAUUCCUUGCUUGAUACUCCUUUGGAGUCGCCGUGCCAGGGCCAGUCCACGCUGAUUGCCUGGUAUUUCUCUGCCAGACGAUCGGCAAUGACCUCAUAAUCUCGGCCGUCGUGAAGCGUUGCAUGUAACAGGACUAUUGGCUGGCCUUUGCCUUUAACACGGAAGACAUAUAUUGGACAUUAUAACCAGGUUUCUUUAUAUACCCUCUGUCAACCUCCUUUGUCGCAUUGUGAGGCUGUGGAUGCGACGGAGCAGGAUUGGCGGUCUUUGUACUUUCGUACGAACGAGCCAAUCACAGGGCAUGAGGCACUGGGCUAACAACUAUCCGACGGGCAGACUUGAGAACUUAGUAUGCUGUUGAAGAGACGCUUGUGUCGACAUAAGUGUGAAUCACACAGACGAAGACCUCUUUUCGAGACGCUGCGGUUUGCCGACGUAUACGUAUUGAGCGAGCUUGCGAGAUCCGCAGUCGACCUCGAGAAUGCAUCCAAUUCUCCAAAUUGGCUUCCCUUGCUACAACCUUCACCGGUCUUGUUCC